This is a messenger RNA of Lates calcarifer (barramundi perch), 2769 nucleotides long. RefSeq names its product solute carrier family 38 member 11 (gene slc38a11). The record is from RefSeq and is a predicted model, not a curated record. NCBI's taxonomy places the organism in Eukaryota, Metazoa, Chordata, Actinopteri, Centropomidae. The coding region runs from base 143 to 1456 and encodes 437 amino acids. Gene Ontology annotation, molecular function: amino acid transmembrane transporter activity. Gene Ontology annotation, biological process: amino acid transmembrane transport. The transcript is spliced from 14 exons.
UGGUUGAGAGUAAAUGACGGAUUUUUUUCUUCUUCUUUUUCUUUUUACAGACUUCGCCUAAUUCAGUCACACUACAGAUAUGUGAAAGUUAAACACUGAGGAGACAAGAGGAGUCUAAUCAGCGACCCGAAGGUGCUCAAAGAUGGCUCAGCAGCAGAACAACGAAGAAGGGACAACACUGAUUCCUCCGCAAAAAGUUGCUGGAGAACCAAGAAGUUCAAUGAUAUCCGCGUCUUUCAAUUUUAUCAAUUCAAUCAUAGGAUCAGGAAUAAUAGGGUUACCAUAUGCGCUGAACCAGGCAGGGCUCCCCUUUGGCCUCCUGCUUUUGACAGUUGUUGGAUUAAUCACAGACUACUCAAUCAUUUUAUUAAUUAAAGGAGGUAACCUGUCAGGGACGAACAGUUAUCAGUCGCUGGUGCAGAGCACAUUUGGUUUCCCUGGAUUUCUGAUUUUAUCUGGACUGCAGUUCCUUUAUCCUUUCAUUGCUAUGAUCAGCUACAACAUCACAACCGGUGACACAAUGACCAAAGUAUUUCAAAGAAUACCAGGAGUCGGUCCAGGUCACAUACUCGCAGAGCGUCACUUUGUGAUCUUGCUUUCAACCCUCGCAUUCACCCUGCCUCUCUCACUUUAUCGAAACAUAGAGAAACUUGGGAAGGUGUCCCUCCUGUCAAUGGUGCUGACACUUACCAUCCUCAUCAUUGUAAUCAUCAGAGCAACUACCCUUGGACCCCAAAUAAUCCCUUCAGAGAAUGCUUGGGCAUUUGCAAAGUGGAAUGCAAUCCAGGCAGUUGGUGUGAUGUCUUUUGCUUUUAUAUGCCACCACAACAGUUUUCUUAUCUACGGGUCCCUGGAGCAGCCCACGCAAGCUAAUUGGUCUCGAGUCACCCACAUCUCAGUUGGGUCUGCGCUUAUGAUCAGUGCUGCAUUUGCUGUUGCUGGUUAUACCACCUUCACCGGUUACACACAAGGAGACAUAUUUGAGAACUACUGCAGAAAUGAUAACCUGGCAACAUUCGGCCGCUUCUGUUUUGGCUUCAGCAUAAUAACCACAUUUCCACUGGAGUGUUUUGUUACACGAGAGGUGGUCUGCAAUGUCAUUUGCAGACGGGAACUCUCAAACACUGAACAUGUGGUCAUUACUUUGCUCAUAGUUGCAGUCUGCACAUUGAUAUCUUUGGCCUAUGACUGUCUGGGAGUUGUUUUGGAGCUGAAUGGUGUUCUGAGCGCCACACCUCUGAUCUUCAUCAUUCCAUCGGCGUGCUUCCUCAAACUCUCCUCUGGCCGCUGGUUCCAGGGCGAAAACUUGAUGCCUAGCAUCUUGAUAAUAAUUGGCUUAUUUGUCAUGAUCACCGGUUUGAUCAUGACUGGCCUCUACCCUCAAGACUGUUCACAUGGUGUGGAGAUUUUCUACUGCGCAGAUGCCAAUGUCUCUGGCACUGCGCCACCUGUAUGAAAGUAACAUCCACAAAAUAAUUAUUUACAACACACUUAACACACAUAGCAAAAAGGCUAUCUGUACUUUAGGUAGUUUUGAUAAUACAUUUUCAUGGUUUGAAUUUGACUGGUUAGUAACAGUGAAGAGAAAUCUUAUGCUACAGAUUACAGUGAUAUUUAAGACUAUAUUGUGCGUCCAAUAUUGUGGCAGCACUUUGUGGAAGGCCCUUUAUAUGCCAAGUAAUCAUUUUUCCCAGUUUGGUGCAGAAGAACUUGAGCGGCCUUGCCCACACCCCUGACUACAACCUCAACAAAAACACCUUUGAGGUGGACUGGAAUGUCAACUGGGAGCCAGACCUCCCUGCCCUACAUCGGUGCCCGAACUCACCAAUAAUCUUGUGGUUAAACAGAGAGGAGCAUUACAUUGAAUGAUGCCCAGGGUUUUGGAACGAGUUCUUCAUAAAUCAUAUAUCAGUGUAAUGUUGAGGUGUCCAUAUACUUUUGAACAUGUAUUGCAAGUGGAAAUAUUAAAAUUGUGCGUGUGUGUGGUUUUUUUUUAAAGUUAAUAGUCUGUAUUGCUAUUAAUUAUUUUAGAUUACUUGUGUCACACGGUGGGGCGUGGUUUUUCCAUGUCCAGCCACACGAUGUCACUGUAGACAAAAAAAUAUAUAUAUAUAUUAAAAGGAAGUUCAAAACAACAGCGACAAUGCCUUUUAAUGCAGCUUAUUUCACAAUAAAUGAGUGGAACUACUUGUGUUGUUUUUCAAGACAUGGUUAUGUUAGGUCGUUGUUUUAUGUGUUCUUCCCAACAAAUAAACUUGGAAGCGAUACCGUUAUGCCAAAUGCCUCAUCAGGAUCCUGGAGGGAAGGUAAACUGGAUCUGAGAGACGCCCCACUUCUACUGUGUUGCGAUGCAGUGCCUUGGAUGCACAGAGAAAAGUUGGCAGAGUUGUGUCCGGUGUCAGGAGGGAAAUGAUUUAGAUAUGUUCCACUGCACAGUUUAAAGAGGAGAGGAAAAACUGAUAAAGUACACUGGAACGGGUUGCGAUAAAGGCGCAGGAUACGGGAUUUAAGCGGAAUUAUGGAUCAUUUAUUCAAACAAAAUCUGUGUGUAGCAGUCUACAGUAAUCUUUUUUGAAGACUGACGGAAGAUGACAACUGCAUCGAAAGCCAACUACAUUCACGUCCGAGGGAUUUUGUUAAACCAAUGAGUCUAGUCAUGGAUGAUCAUGGAUCCCACCCCCAUCCACGGAGCUCAGGUCUGAGGGUGUCGACCAAAAGCAAGGCACCAUCCCCCCCAAGACUAAAGAAGCUGGAUUCCCCAGGUUUCUC